AUGGCCCGGCCGGAGCCUCCCGCGUCGCCCUCGCUGCCGCUGCUGCUGCUGCUGCUGCUGGCGCAGCUGGCCGGGCGCGCGGCGGCCGCGUCCAAGGCGCCCGUGUGCCAGGAGAUUACGGUGCCCAUGUGUCGCGGCAUCGGCUACAAUCUGACGCACAUGCCCAACCAGUUCAACCACGACACGCAGGACGAGGCGGGCCUGGAGGUGCACCAGUUCUGGCCGCUGGUGGAGAUCCACUGUUCGCCGGACCUGCGCUUCUUCCUGUGCUCCAUGUACACGCCCAUCUGCCUGCCCGACUACCACAAGCCGCUGCCGCCCUGCCGCUCGGUGUGUGAGCGUGCCAAGGCCGGCUGCUCGCCGCUCAUGCGCCAGUACGGCUUCGCCUGGCCCGAGCGCAUGAGCUGCGACCGGCUGCCCGUGCUGGGCCGCGACGCCGAAGUCCUGUGCAUGGAUUACAACCGCAGCGACGCCACCACCGCGCCGCCGCCGCCCCGGCCCUUCCCGGAGCGGCCCACCCAGCCCGGCGCGCCCCAGGGCCCGGAGUCGGGGGUCCGGUGCGCCUCGGGGGCGCCGUCCGUGUGCGAGUGCCGGAAGCCCUUCGUGCCCAUCGUGAAGGCGUCCCACCCGCUGUACAACAAGGUGCGCACGGGCCAGGUGCCCAACUGCGCCGUGCCCUGCUACCAGCCGUCCUUCAGCCGCGACGAGCGCACCUUCGCCACCUUCUGGAUCGGCCUGUGGUCCGUGCUCUGCUUCCUCUCCACCUCCACCACCGUGGCCACCUUCCUGAUCGACAUGGAGCGCUUCCGCUACCCCGAGCGCCCCAUCAUCUUCCUGGCUGCCUGCUACCUGUGCGUGUCCCUCGGCUUCCUGGUGCGCCUGGUCGUGGGCCACGCCAGCGUGGCCUGCAGCCGCGAGCACAGCCACAUCCACUACGAGACCACGGGCCCCGCGCUGUGCACCGUGGUCUUCCUGCUCGUCUACUUCUUCGGCAUGGCCAGCUCCAUCUGGUGGGUCAUCCUGUCGCUCACCUGGUUCCUGGCGGCCGGCAUGAAGUGGAGCAACGAGGCCAUCGCCGGCUACGCGCAGUACUUCCACCUGGCCGCCUGGCUCAUCCCCACGGUCAAGUCCAUCACGGCGCUGGCGCUGAGCUCCGUGGACGGGGACCCCGUGGCGGGCAUCUGCUACGUGGGCAACCAGAACCUGAACUCGCUGCGGGGCUUUGUGCUGGGCCCGCUGGUGCUCUACCUGCUCGUGGGCACGCUCUUUCUGCUGGCCGGCUUCGUGUCCCUCUUUCGCAUCCGCAGCGUCAUCAAGCAGGGCGGCACCAAGACGGACAAGCUGGAGAAGCUCAUGAUGCGCAUCGGCGUGUUCACGCUGCUCUACACCGUGCCGGCCAGCAUCGUGGUGGCCUGUUACCUGUACGAGCAGCACUACAGGGAGAGCUGGGAGGCGGCGCUCACCUGCGCCUGUCCCGGCGGCGCCGACGCGGGCCAGCCGCGCGCCAAGCCCGAGUACUGGGUGCUCAUGCUCAAGUACUUCAUGUGCUUGGUCGUGGGCAUCACGUCGGGCGUGUGGAUCUGGUCGGGCAAGACGCUGGAGUCGUGGCGCCGCUUCACCAGCCGCUGCUGUGGACGCAAAGGCGGCCGCGCCCCCGCGCCCGGGGACUACGGAGAGGUGACCGCGGCGCUGACGGGCAGGACCGCGCCGGGCGCAGCCGCCACCAGCGCCGCCUCCAGCGCCAACGCCGUCGCCUACCACAAGCAGGUGUCCCUGUCGCACGUGUAGCGGGCACCGGCCCUGCCAAGGUCACUUCCGUUUA
Suncus etruscus (white-toothed pygmy shrew) is the source of this 1822-nucleotide messenger RNA. RefSeq names its product frizzled class receptor 5 (gene FZD5). Gene Ontology annotation, molecular function: Wnt receptor activity; Wnt-protein binding. NCBI's taxonomy places the organism in Eukaryota, Metazoa, Chordata, Mammalia, Eulipotyphla, Soricidae. The record is from RefSeq and is a predicted model, not a curated record. Gene Ontology annotation, cellular component: plasma membrane. The transcript has a single exon. Gene Ontology annotation, biological process: non-canonical Wnt signaling pathway; canonical Wnt signaling pathway. The coding region runs from base 1 to 1788 and encodes 595 amino acids.